AUGAACCAAGCUACUACCUCUACUUCAUUAUUAUCACCAUUCAAUGGCAAAACGAUUGUCCUCGAACUUGGUCAUGAAAUAGGUUUCAAAGCUAAACAAGAAUUGAUCAACUAUUUACGAGAACAGCAAGCACAUAUUUCAUAUAUUUUGACAGCUAGUACUGAUUAUGUUUUGGCUACGAGUAAUGUAGAUAGCUACAAGAUACGUCGUGCCAAACAGCUUGGCUUACCAGUGGUCAAUAUUCAAUAUGUAUACGAAUGUCGUUCUUUGCCACCUGGUCAAACACCAAUUGAUAUUAGGAAAUUUAUUAUCAAGUCAGCUGAAGAUCAAGAACAUUUUAUAAAAACCGGCACUAUUUCGAUGGGAGGUAUUACCAGUUGUUUUAAAAAUCAUGUCAGAUAUCCUUGUUUAUUAGAAUCUCGAGCAAAUGUAACUAAAAUCAAUAAAUUCGAUUUGACAAAAAUCAAACUAUGGAAUUCGGACGAUCCCGAUUUGCCUCGUUUCGAUGAGUUGACACAUUGUGAGAUUGGCAAAUGGGCCAUUUUCAAAGAAACCAAUGAUAAUUCAAGUGUAUUUUUUGUUCUUGAACUUCAAGUUAUUCCCGAACAGUACUACGAUCGAGCAACGAGUAAUUAUCGACUACGAUUUCGAUAUGAAAAACAGAUUAUUAUUGGCGAAGAACUACAACACGAUAAAAAAGUAUUGAUACAAUACGCAUUCACUGAUGAUCCAAACGAACAACAACGACUGUUUGCAUCGUACUAUUAUCGAAUGGCUACAAUGCCACGUGUAACACGAAUUCGUGAGAUGUUACCUAAUGAAUUAGGAUCAAAACUAUUGUUACGUUCUUUAUUUAUUCAUCGUAUCGAUACACAGAUACUUGAUGAGAAUGUAUGUCAAUUAAUUGAAUCAAUUUGGUUAGAAUCAAUUGGUGAUUUGAAUAAUAUUUUGAGCAUAUCACUCGAAUCGAUCACUCUCAAAACGAUCAUUGAAGCCGAAGCUGCACUGCUUGAACUCAAAUCGACCAACAAUCCUGCUGCUGCACUUCGUUUCUAUUCACUUAUACCACAUCGACCACAGUAUAACAUUGAUCUCAUCAAGAAUCGUCGAGCGUUGACUGAAAAAAUAGACUUAUGUCAAAUGCUUCGAGAUAUGCUUACAGUCAACGAACUAACCAAUUGGAAUGUUAAAGCACCAAUCGAAGCUAAAUAUCGAGCAUUAAAAUGUCAUAUUGAAACGGUGGCUAGUUCAACACCCGACUUUAAAAAUAUUGCUAACCUCAUUCAAUCAUCGACAGAUAGGUGA
Molecule: messenger RNA, 1305 nt
Organism: Rotaria sp. Silwood2
Lineage: Eukaryota; Metazoa; Rotifera; Eurotatoria; Philodinida; Philodinidae
Source: the annotation of a GenBank genome assembly